Molecule: messenger RNA, 931 nt
Organism: Spodoptera litura
Lineage: Eukaryota; Metazoa; Arthropoda; Insecta; Lepidoptera; Noctuidae
Product: trypsin, alkaline B-like
Biological process (GO): proteolysis
Molecular function (GO): serine-type endopeptidase activity
Source: RefSeq, a predicted model, not a curated record
CAUUUUCCAUACCACUUGUCUCUGCGAGUGAUUACUGAAAUCAUGAUGCGCGUGUUGAUUUUUCUGGCACUUUGUGUCGCCGCUGUUCUGGGUCAUCCCUCCGGUUCACUGAGGGUAACUGGAGUACAUACUGACAUUGAAAAAUAUCCAUCCGCCGCUUCCCUUCAGAAAUUCGAUACAUCCAUGAAUUUGUUCCGGGCCGCUUGUGCUGGCAUCAUUCUCAACAACCGAGCUAUUCUUACUGCUGCUCACUGUGUACACGGUGACAACGUUAACCAGUGGCGCAUCUUUAUAGCGUCUUCAUAUGCAAAUCCUGCUCUAAGUGACCGACAAGUCCACGCAGUCAGCCGCAUCAUCGUUCAUCCUUUGUACAGGUCUAGAACCUUAGACCAUAACAUCGCUAUCCUGCACUCCGCUACUACCUUCAUCUUUAGCAGUAGAGCCAGCCCUGCUUCCAUAGCAGGUCCUAAUUAUAAUGUAGCAGAUAACCAAACCGUCUGGGCUGUUGGAUGGGGCCAGAUCGAAAAUUGUACUGAGCCGCGAUCUCUGGCUACUGUGAACGACAGACGAUUCAUACCUGACUUUAUACAAGAGGUCCAGCAAGUGAUUAUAAAUCAAAACACGUGCAGAAACAACUAUGCGACUCAGAACAUCGCUAUCACUGAUAACAUGUUAUGUGCUGGCUGGCAUACUAAUGGUCAUGGGCAUUGUGACAGAGACUCUGGUGGUCCACUCUACCACAAUGGUGUGGUUGUUGGUAUCUUCACGUUCAGUGUUGGAGUUGCUCAAGCCAACUUCCCCAGCGUUCACACUCGUGUAUCCCGCUACAUCCCUUGGAUUGAAGCCAAUGCAUAAAAAGAAAGAGAUAGAAAAAGAACGGAAUAUUCCCAAUUUAUAGAAAAUGAUUUAAAUAUAUUAAGUUGCAUUUAAA